Molecule: messenger RNA, 2869 nt
Organism: Vitis vinifera (wine grape)
Lineage: Eukaryota; Viridiplantae; Streptophyta; Magnoliopsida; Vitales; Vitaceae
Product: two-component response regulator-like PRR37
Exons: 9
Coding region: 260-2572 (770 amino acids)
Biological process (GO): cytokinin-activated signaling pathway; phosphorelay signal transduction system
Molecular function (GO): protein binding
Source: RefSeq, a predicted model, not a curated record
GCUUCGUCGUAGACAUAUCGCCGUUUCUCAAUCCAGUCACACACCUCUUUCUUUACCGUUUUCAAACGAAACCCUAAAAUUAUGGUUUGAAAUCCUCAGGUGCUGUGCUGACUCACUUCUCAAGGAUUAGUUGAAGGGUUUCUAUUUGAAGAUUUUGGUUUCUUGAAGUUAACAGGAUGUGAAAGCUUUCUUCUGGAAUAAGGGAGGUUUUAUUGUCAACACGCUGCUUUCUCAUCAUCAUGCUUUUUCAAUCUGGUUCAUGAGGAGUUUUGAGAUGAAUGUUAACGGUCCUUGGACCAAAGGGUCAGCCGAACUUAACCACCAUGCACAAGAUGAGCAAAAAAAUAUAAGGGACAAAGUUGUGGGUGAGGGCCAUGGCCUAUCCGAGGAAGAUGAAUCGAGGAUUAAUGAGGAUGUGGAAGAUCUGAAUGAUGGGCGAAUAGGGUCAGUCCAGGCAGUCCAGGGCGUUCUGCAUGGACCACAGCAACAGCCUCAAGGGCCUAUUGUUCGUUGGGAAAGGUUUCUCCCCCUGAGGUCUUUGAAGGUUCUACUGGUGGAAAAUGACAAUUCAACUCGCCAGGUUGUCAGUGCAUUACUUCGAAAUUGCAGUUAUGAAGCAGUUACUGCUGUAGCAAAUGGUGUACAAGCAUGGAGCAUCUUAGAUGAUCUAACCAAUCAUGUAGACCUUGUUCUGGCCGAGGUAGCAUUGCCUUCUUUAUCAGGCAUUGGCCUUCUUUGCAAGAUUAUGAACCAUAAAGCAUGCAAGAAUAUCCCUGUGAUUAUGAUGUCAUCCCAUGAUUCUGUGGGCAUAGUCUUUAAAUGUUUGUCAAAGGGUGCAGUUGACUUUUUUGUGAAGCCUAUUCGAAAAAAUGAGCUUAAAAACCUUUGGCAGCAUGUGUGGAGGAAAUUCCACAGGUUUAGCGGUAGUGAAAGUGAAAGUGAAAGUGGUAUACGGACUAAAAAAUCUGCAAAGUCAAAGAGUGUUGCUGGGUCAGACAACAACACUGGCAGCAAUGAUGAGGAUAAUGGAAGUAUUGGUUUGAAUGUUAGGGAUGGAAGUGACAAUGGAAGUGGUACUCAGAGUUCUUGGACUAAAAUGGCAGUAGAAGUUGACAGCCCCAAACCAAUGCAACCAUGGGACCAAUCGGCUGAUCCUCCAGAUAGCACUUGUGCACAGGUUACCCAAUCAUGGCCUGAAGCAUUUGGCAACUACCAGGUGCCCAUGACUUCCUCCAAGGAUUACCAAGAACAAGAUGAUGAACUUGAUAAUGUUGAAAUGGGCAAAGACUUGAAGAUAGGAGUACCUAGAAACUCAAAUUUACAGCUUCAAGAUGAUGUAGUAGGCGCUAAUAAGGAUAAAUUUCAUGAAUUGACCUUGAAGAAAGAUGAUGAAAAAUUAGAGAACAGACAAAUGGACCUCAACAGUAACAAGCCAAAUGAUGAAUUGGAUAAAGAAGCUGUCGAUCUGAUGAGUGUCAUUGCCAACAAUACCAAUCCUCAGAAAAAAAGUAUGGGCUUCAAAACUCCAAGUGGCCUCUCUGAGGUCCCUGAAACUAAAGAUAAGGCCAUGUACGACAAAAAGGAAAUACCUUCCCUUGAGCUCAGUUUGAAGAGGCUGAGAGAUACUGGAGGUACUGAUACCAAUCCCCAUGACCAAAUCAUUUGGAGACAUUCCGACCUUUCAGCCUUUUCAAGGUAUAAUUCUGCUUCAACUGCUAUUCAAGCUUCAACUGGCAAUGUAGGUAGCUGUUCUCCACUUGAUAACAGCUCAGAAGCAGCAAAGACAGAAUCCAUGCAAAAUUUCCAAUCUAAUUCGAAUGGCACUCCUCCCAACCAGAGUUCCAAUGGCAGUAGCAACAACAACAUGGGCUCUACUACUGAUGAUUUUUACACCAAGCCAGCAGCAUUCGAUGAUAAACCAGAUUCCAAAUCUGCAGUCAAACAUCUCCAGCACUCUGCUUUCCAACCAGUACAGAAUACAAUUUUGGCCGAUUUUGCAAAUGCCAAUACAAUUUUGGCCCACCCAAGUGCCAUGCCCCCACAGGUCCAAAUCCAGAACCACCAUUACUAUUACCACCACCAUGUCCAUAAUAUAUCACAGCAACAGAUACGCAUCCAUGAUGAUUUGGCUUUGACCAACAUGGCAAAAUCUGCUCCACAGUGUGGGUCAUCCAAUGUGUUGAAUGCGCCUGUUGAAGGUUAUGCCUGUAAUCACAGUUUGAAUGGGAGUGCAUCAGGAAGUAACCAUGGUAGCAACGGCCAAAAUGGGAGUACCACUGCUGUAAAUGCCCAAGGAACAAAUAUGGAAAGUGAUGAUGGAAUAGCUGGAAAAGGUGGAGCAGGUGGAGGAAGUGGGAGUGGAAGUGGAAGCAGGAGCGGAGUAGAUCAAAACCAAUAUGCACAAAGAGAGGCUGCAUUAAACAAAUUCCGCCAGAAAAGGAAAGAACGAUGCUUUGAGAAAAAGGUACGAUACCAAAGCAGGAAGAGACUGGCCGAACAGAGACCACGCAUUCGAGGACAAUUUGUUCGUAGGGUAUUCCAUGAUAUUAACAGCGAGGAUGCAGACAGCUAACUGAAGUUCCAUACAUGAGAUUAGCCCUAGCUGUACAGGGAGGAAGCAUUUACUUAAAAGGAAGUGGGAAAUUUGGGUGAAGUGAACGAAAAAAAAGGUGGAAACUAUGGUGAUUGCAGACUUUAAUUGAUAAUAGAGACCUCGUCUUGGACUGUAAUUUUAAAAGGGUGUGUGGAUUUUUAUGCCGCCUACUACUAUGAAAAUUAUCAACUGUGACUUCUGCUGAUUUUCCUGGAAAUUAAGGAAUGAGCAAUGAACAGUCAUUCCAACUGAAGAAAAUGGUUACUCUCCUUUCAA